UUUUCGGUAGGAAAGUCCCCUGCACCAACACAGCAACAUUUCCUAACUUCGCGCCGCGAUCCAAUCAGCUGGUAUGAAAGGGAAAUAACACCUCACCCUGAGAGGUUCGAUUGCUCAACGAACAGAAAUCAAUGAAAACAGGAGAACUGUUAGAGCCAUUCCAGUCGUGCUCUGUCUUCGACAAACUAGCAAUGAGGAGCAGACACUCCUGUAUUUAUCAUUUAUGUGGUCCGGUGCAUACCCUCUAUGGCUUGAUGCUUUUUAGGUCAUGAAAACAGAUGAAUUCUACAAAAACCUAAACUUGUGUAACCCCUGGACUAGUAAAGUAGUCAGCAAGGUAGUCAACAAGUCACAAACAAAGGGUAUAAAGGUAACCAAGAAAAUAAAUCAUGCAAACUACUGGGGAAAGAAAAAGAGUUAGAGAAAAGCAUUUGGAUGUUGGUGAACGCACACCAUUACUUUCAUCAACAGAGAACUAUAGCUCUGUAAAUAUUGAGACUAAUGAGAACCAACCCCAAGAUACAGCAGGAAGGGCAACUAGUAAGCAUGCAGGUGAAUCAGACGCUGAAACAUCCUUUUCAUUUAGGCAGCUGCCUGCAAGGAAGAAGUGGACACUGUGCAUGAUGGCAUUUUCCAACUUUGCUGCCUGUACUUGCUUUUCAUUGCUGGCUCCAUUCUUUCCCAUUGAGGCUGGCAAGAAAGGUGUUUCUCAAACGGUCAUUGGGCUUAUUUUUAGCUCAUUUGAGCUUGGGAUUUUUGUUUCUGCUCCUCUUUACGGCCUUUUUUUGACAAAGAUUGGAGCACGGUUCCUGUUCAUCUCAGGGCUGUUUGUCUGUGGUGGAUGUGCAGUUCUUUUUGGCAUUUUACAUUUGUGCCCUUCUGGAACAAUCUUCAUUGUCAUGUGUUUUGUGGUGCGCACAGUGGAAGCUUUGGCGGCUUCUGCAUUUGUUACCUCAAGUUUUGCUAUUAUUGCAAAUGAAUUUUCUGGACAGGUUUCUACAGUGUUUGGUAUGCUGGACUUUACUGGUCUGGGACUUAUGGUUGGACCACCAAUUGGAGGUGCCUUAUAUGAAUUGGGAGGCUUUGGUUUGCCAUUCUGGGUGAUGGGGUCUGUACUGAUCUGUGCCUCAGUGAUCACUAUGAUUCUACUUCCAGAUAUACCAGAUAAACCACAUCCUAGAAAAGGAUCUGUACUACACCUCCUUACCAAUCCUCUUGUCAUAGUCUCUGUCUUGAUCAUUGGAAGUGGUUCGUUUUCACUUGGUUUCUUGGAACCCACACUUGCAGAUCAUCUGAGUCAGUUCAGCUUGCGCACAGUGUAUAUUGGCCUGAUUUUUGUGAUAGAGGCAGCUUUGUAUGCCAUAACAGCACCAUUCUGGGGUUAUCUCAGUGAUACUAAGGGUUUGUCCUACUCACUUGUCAUAAUUGGCAGCAUUGUAAACUGCAUAGGCUUCCUCCUGGUGGGCCCAUCUUCUCUUCUACCAUUCCUUCCUAGUGAGCUCUGGCUGGUUAUUGUCAGCCUGGUGGUGAUGGGACUGGGUAUUGGUUGUGCUUUGGUUCCAACACUGCGAUGUUUGCUUAUUGGUGCACAACGUGUAGGUUAUGAGGAGAAUCUUGACACCUUUGGCAUUGUGUCUGGUCUCUUCAACUCAGCAUUUUCCUUAGGGACAUUUAUUGGACCCACAGUAGGGAGCAUUAUAGAAGAACACAAAGGAUUUGCUUUUGCAGCUACCACCACUGCUGCCUUGUUUGCAGUCUCAGCUGUUUUCUUUGUAUCAUAUGUCAUCAUUGAAAAAACCUGUCUCCCUAAUCUUUCUGGUGAUUCAGUACCAAUUCAGGAGCAUGUCAGAUCUCAGACAUUGGAAAAUGCAGCUGGUUGUACAUCAAGAUCACAUAGUCCUAGUGGCAGCAACAUGCAAAACAGUGAAACAAUUUAGUACCUCAUCUUAGGAAUAACGUGUUCACGACCAUAGCUAAACUUGUUUUCAGUCACAGCCAUAAAUGCAGGUUUGAUUGUGUCUGCAGGUUGUAGGCUUUUAAAUACUCUCAGGCCAUUGAGGUUUUUUGUAGAUGAUGCACUGUCAUUUUUUCUUUUUUUAAUUUUAUGAUUGAUCCUGUAGACCUAUGGACACUUACACUUUGUAUUUGGACAUUUCCAGAAAUGUGUUUGACUAGUGUGACUUGUUUUUUCAAACCAAUCAUUCAUCGCCUUCAUCUCUCGAUUUAUGUCUGUGUAGUCUGAAACACCUUUAAUUUUUCUCUCUAGUUUACUGCGCAUUUUUUACAAAUUUUUGUCUGAAGUCUUCAUAAACCUGCAUUUCCUCAGGUGACAUCCAUUGUUGUCUUCAAGCACACUUUCCACAGGAAUUUUCCCACGUCAGAUCAAAACUAUUGUUAUGUGUGUGUGUGUAUAUAAUUAAGGAGAUAAUUUAUAGUUGAAAAUUUAACAAUUUUGUUACAUUUCUCAGGAACUGAGAUGUCGGCUUUUUGCAUACAAAGCUCUUAGAUCUGCCAGUCUUACAUAGCUUAUUUUCAUUGAACUGUACCUUGCACCUUAUCAGUAAGUUUGAAAUGAUUCCAUCAGCAUGUGUACUUUUGGUGGGUGCUGCCACACUUGAUUAAUUUUUAGUCCAAGAUUAUUUGAAAAUAUGCUUAUUUUGUUUUUCUGAUCAUCUUAGAAUAUGACUGUCAUGAAGGCUUUAUUUUUCCUUCUAGAUAUAUGAAGAAAUAAUGUAUAAUGCUGAAAAUUGUAUUUUAGUGUUGUCAUUUCAUAUAUCAUAACUUUUGCUGCGAAACAUUUAUUGUUACUAACCCUUUUGUAUUCCAUUUUCACAGUGUAUAUUGUUUUUAAUGUUCUCACUCUUAAGACAGUUGCACCAUCUGGCUUUCAGUUCUGAUGAGAACUUUUGAUAGAAGGUAACCUUAAGGUCUUAAGUAGGCUUGUUUCAAGCUGAAAGCGGAUAAAGAAAGACAGUUGUUUAUCUGUUUUUAAUUUACGGUAACUAAUAAAUAUAUCACCAUGAUAUAGCCUUCAAUUAAAAAUAGGGAUUCUCUGCUAGAAACAAAUAUGGCAUUAAAUUGAGAUAGAUGUAUCAGUAAAUGUAAAUGGGUUUGACAAAUCUGCAGACAAGAGAAUGAAAAAGUUUCGCCAUCACCACCAACAAAAUAUAUGAGUAUAGCUACAGAGUGAUGAAAAUAUGUUAAAUUGAUGAAGAAAGAUAUUGCAAAGUUCCCAAAAUAGCCCUUGUUCACAUCAUUAUUUUUAUGUAAGUGAUGUGUUAGGGGACAGCACUGUGGAAGUUAAUGAGGCACACAAAUUAUAUAGACAAAUAUUACAACAGGUUUUGUAAUCAACAUAUCAGGAUUUGUACUUAUUUGAUGUGCAUGAUGUACGUCAAUGAUUGUUGAAUAUUUAUAUGAUCUCUUCAUGGAAUUGUUUAUUAAAAUGUUAAACAUGUUUUGAAAAGCUGCCAAUCAAAUUUUCAGUACAAUUUGCUUUUUAUUGUUGCACUAUUGUGUCUUCAUUCAAAUGGACCAGCAUGUAAUGAAAAUGUGUCUGUGGGUAAAUCAGAUUGUGUGUCAGUAAGCAAGUUUGACUUAUUACACUGAGUACAUUGGUGUGAGAGCUGGAUGCUCUAUAGGCAUGCAAGCUGGAAUUUGCAUGGCAAAUUGACUUGGGUUGACAUGAUAACAUGAGAUCUUUCUGUGCAAUUAUUUCCUGGGAGCUAGAGGUCUGGGAUUUAUUUUUUUUCAGUUCUCUUCCCUUCUUGAAAUGCAAGACUGCGAUAUAUUCUAAACAUUUAGUCUGCUGGGCUAAAGAUAGAUUGGCUGCAAGUUUGAAUAUAUCAAAGAUACCACACCUUUUAAGCUAAGCAAUUACAGUUAGUUGAUUCAAAACAGAUAAGAAAAAGGUUAAAAUGAAGCAGAAUAGUAAUGUAACAGUUUUCAAUCUCAUUAAUCUUACAGGUUUGCUUGUUUCAUUAGGUGGAUUGUUCCUUUUCAAGAUUUUAAGAUUUUUUUUAUUAUUCAAGUCUUAUUUGUAUAACUUUAAUGACAUUCCAUUUUCAAGUGUGUGCACACACACACAGAGCUUGAUUUCAACUACUGAUUGAACUGUCUGAGCAAAAGAUACAAAGCACAUGAAUAUUUUUAUUAUUUUACUGUUACUUGAAAUAGUGUUAUUGAAGUUAUGAACUGAUCCCUACCUUUGGAAUUGUUGCAAGUACUUAAGUGUGGCUGUUAAUCAGGUAAAGAGUGACAUUAGCAAUGGUUUUCAUUAUUGCACGCAAUCCAGUUAUUCAUCUGAAGCCAAAAGCUAACACUUCUAGCGCUAUUAACACUUUCAGCAAGACUCUAUAUUCAUCAGUUUCAUGUCAUUGUCUGCAUGUGAUAUAUGCAUACAUACUUUUUUUUACCAUGAUUUUGUUGAUCCCAGCAUGUUAUAGAAUUGUUAUGCAGUGGAUUAAGUUUUUGUUGCACGGACAAACUGUAUUUUUCCUGUGUCAGGUUUGCAUUAUUUAUGUUCAAAGUCUGCUGUUGGUGUUAUAAUAAUAUCAAGCUGAAUCACAGGGUGUGAGGACAGGUUGAAAGGUGACGAUAACAACAGUUGUCUGAAAGUUAGGUUUAUCUGUUGCAGUCUCACCUUUCACAAGUGAAGUGAAAUCACGUGUGAAGACAAUCCAUAAUGACCUGCUUUCAUAUCAUACAGAUUCUCCACCUUUCUGCCUUUCUGCCAAAAGUGUUGUGUGGAGACAGCAGGAAAGGUUUAAGGGAACGGGGAGUUGGGAGGGGAUAUUAUUGUUGUUGAUGCUGUUGUCUCCCUGACCAGGUAUGUGGGCAUGUGCACGGUAUGUGGUACACAAGGCGCUGUGCAGUACCCACGGCCUGUAUGUCCGCUGGUGUUAGCAGACAUCAGUUUUGUUUCAUGGUUCCACACAGCAUUGUAUUGCUGAACUGUUACCUUUUGUGAUCAAGUUUAUAACAGGUAUUUAAUAAAGGAUCAUGUUUGA
Messenger RNA from Pomacea canaliculata, 5009 nucleotides. Its product is annotated as MFS-type transporter SLC18B1-like. Gene Ontology annotation, molecular function: transmembrane transporter activity. Gene Ontology annotation, biological process: transmembrane transport. The record is from RefSeq and is a predicted model, not a curated record. Lineage: Eukaryota; Metazoa; Mollusca; Gastropoda; Architaenioglossa; Ampullariidae.